GCGGGAGGGAGAGGGAGAGACAGACAGGGAGAGAGGAGCAGAGGGAGGGAGGGAGGGAGGGAAGAGGGAGGGAGAGCAACGUGCCUUUCACAGAGCUGGGAGCUUGAUGGGAAUGUUUGAUUAGCUCCUCUCUGAAAGAGAAAAGGUGUCCAGGCCUCCCUCUGCUGCCUGCCUCUCCUUCUGUAGAAUAAUGUUGGCUGGAGUUUGGGGUACAGAAAAACUUGGAAAAAAUAGCACUUUCAUACUGUGUGGAGGAAAGGAAUAAAAAGUUGCACACCUCAAGCAAGUGCUCCUUAGUGACACAUCCAGAUUUUGCUUUACUCGCCAUGAAGGCCACAGUCAUUGCAACCUUCUUUGGCGUGUCUCUCAUAUGUACAUAUGCAGCUAAGGAAGCCACAAAGAAGAUGAAAAAGGCUAAGCUAUAUUUUGCACUCACAGAUGUACCCCAGAUCGAUUGUGAUGUCAAGGCGGGGAAGAUAAUCAAUCCAGAAUUCAUUGCAAAAUGCCCUCCUGGAUGUCAAGAUGUAAAAUACCGUGUUUAUGGCACAGACAUCUAUGCUUCCUUUUCCAGUGUGUGCAGUGCUGCAAUUCACAGUGGUAUAAUUGACAACACAGGUGGGAAGAUCCUCGUCCAGAAAGUCGCCGGCCACUCCGGUUACCGCGGGAGCUUCUCCAACGGGGUCCGGUCCCUGUCACUGCCACGCUGGAGGGAGUCCUUCCUCGUGUCAGAGGGCAAGCCAAGAAAAGGUGUGACAUAUCCAUCAACUCUUGAAUAUUCUUCUUCAAAAAGCACAGCUGUUAAAUCAGAGCCUAAAAAGCUAGAGCAAGACCUAAAAGCUACAAAGAGUGCAGAUACCGCUAACCCAUCAGAAAAAGCAUCGGAACAAGGGGACGCAGUCCACAAAGAGUAUCAGACAUCUCCAGUGCUGACACCAGCUACACAAACGGCCACCACAACCCCAACACCAACAACCACGACAACAGAUCCUUCCACCACAAUGCCAAAGCCAACCACAACACCUGCGACAAUCAGAACCACAACAGUUGCAGCUGCAGCCAAGACUAGACCUGGACUGCAUAGGGUCAGAGAUAUAGGUUCUAGCAGUGUCCACCCAGCAUACUCAUCUGUGGUAGCUGCAGCAUCAAGACAGGUUCAGGCUGCACAAGGAAGAGGACAGAAUACAGCAUUCAGGGGCACUUCCACCUCUGCAAGUAACAGGAAUAUUUUACGAGCCAAUACAGGUAUUCAGCGCCAAGAGCCUGUUGCCACCUUCCAGAGGGCUGCCAGCUCUACAGCCCACCUGGCAAUGGAAACAGACUCGUGGAAACCUGGAUUGAGUCUUUUUGACACAGGCUUCAGUUCAAAGGAAGAAUUGAAUCCAAAGCCGCUGGAGUCCACCUCCCAGAGGAACCCAAAUUGCAAGGUUGAUUUGUCCUUCUUGAUGGAUGGGAGCUGGAGCAUCGGUAAACGCCGCUUUCAGCUCCAGAAGCACUUCCUUGGUAACGUGGCUCAAGCCCUUGACAUCGGCAGCACUGGUCCUCUGAUGGGCAUCGUUCAGUACGGCGAUGACCCUUCCACAGAAUUUAACUUAAAAACUUAUGCCAACUCCAAGGACCUGAGAAACGCCAUUGAGAAAAUCCCACAGAAAGGUGGACUUUCCAACGUUGGGAAGGCACUUUCCUUUGUUAACAAAAACUUCUUUUCGGAUGCAAAUGGAAACCGAGGUGGAGCACCCAAUGUAGUUGUAGUGAUUGUGGACGGUUGGCCAACCGACCCAGUGGAGGAGGCCUCCAGGCUGGCCAGAGAAUCAGGGAUCAACAUUUUCUUUGUCACUAUUGAAGCAGCUGCUGAAAGUGAGAAGCAGAACAUCAUCGAACCAAACUUUGUGGACAAGGCAGUGUGCAGGACAAAUGGUUUCUAUUCCAUCAACGUGCCCAGCUGGUUCAGCCUACACAAGGUGGUCCAGCCUUUGGUGAAGCGGGUCUGCGACACCGAUCGGCUGGUUUGCAGCAAGACCUGCCUCAAUUCAGCUGACAUCGGUUUUGUAAUCGAUGGCUCCAGCAGCGUUGGCACCAGCAACUUCCGCACAGUCCUCCAGUUUGUAGCCAACAUCAGCAAGGAGUUUGAGAUCUCUGACACUGACACCCGCAUCGGAGCCGUUCAGUACACCUAUGAGCAAAGGCUCGAGUUCAGCUUUGACAAGUACAGCACGAAGCAGGACGUGCUGAGUGCUAUUAAAAGGAUCAGUUACUGGAGUGGCGGGACCAGCACAGGAGCAGCCAUCCGCUAUGCGUCAGAACAGCUGUUCAGCAAAUCCAAACCCAACAAAAGAAAGAUCAUGAUUCUCAUUACAGAUGGCAGGUCUUAUGAUGAUGUCAGAGUGCCGGCCAUGGCAGCUCACCGAAACGGAGUUAUAGCUUACUCCGUUGGAGUUGCUUGGGCAGCCCAAGAUGAACUGGAAGCCAUCGCAACAGACCCUGAUAAGGAGCAUUCCUUCUUCGUGGAUGAAUUUGACAACCUCUACUGCUUUGUUAAUCAGCUUAUCCAAAAUAUUUGCACAGAAUUUAAUUCCCAGCCACGAAAUUGAUGGACUUGAGAAAGGCAGGACCCUUGGGCACCAUGCUGAAGGCACACCAAGUGCCACAGGAGUAAUGCCAGCCCUCAGUUCAAGAAAUACUGGAGGUGUUUUUCUCUGGCACUUUCCAGUCAGCAAGGCUGAUUGCAGCUCUGUCCCGAUGCAUGAUAAAAGCUCUGUGUAGAUGGUUUUUUUUUGUUUUUUCCUUGCAGGCUUCAGAAACUCUGAUCUAGAUGGGUAGCAAAAGAGGCAGUAAACAUGGAGGAAAUAACUGGAGCUGUUUGAAAAGCUGCUUCCAGUAUAGCGCCCUGGCUUGUCUGAUUCCCACCUUUGGGCACACACAAGCUCCUUAAAAUGUACCACCUGCUUCCCGAAGUGGCCAGGUCCCUUCGGGGAGCGGCCAUGCUGUUCAGCUGCUGUGGCAGAAGCACCUCCAUGUGGCAUUGCCCACCAGAUGACACCCAGGUCAGGGCUGAAAUACCAGACACUUUUUUUUGGGGGGGACACAACUCAAAUUUGAGUACCUUCUUAAAAGCAGGCACUCUCUCCAUAAAGCUGUCUUGCCAGCAAGUUAAGCUAUUGUAAACUCAAGCAUUGAGAUUUAUCCAAACCCAGAGACUGGAAAGCAAGUCAGAGGAAAGAGUCAAGCUGUGGGACCCUACAACUGUUUGUCAAGCCCAAUAAAGCCCCAAAUCCACAAAGCAGCCAACACGCAUGAACUGGAAUCUCGUCUCCUACAGCACAGCAUUAAUAUUUGAUUUUGAGAAGUGUCUUGUCCCCUUAGCUCUCUUGCUCCGCUCUUGUGAGGCUCAAGGCCUGCAGGACCACAGGAGAGCUGCCAGGAGGAAGAGACUCUUUGAGAAAAGCUGUGGGUUUAAGUUGCUUGCAAUCAGAAAAGCAUUUGAGACCCAUCACUCUAUCGUUAAACCACAGCUCAGAAUAGCUUACAGCAGUCUCUAGUGUGAGGAGAGCUAUUCAAGAGCCAUUAACAGGAUUUAAGAGGGAAUUAUCUGAAGUUCUGUAUUACACACCAGCAAAAGCAGCAUUUCCAGCAUUCACAGAUACACUCUCCCAAAUUUGGGAUUGAUUUCUGUUUUAUGGAUUGAUUUCAAAAUGAACCAACUACAGCCCCAGAUUAUUCAAAACACACAGUUGUUUCUUAAGUGAAGAACUAGCCAUAUCACUAGUCAGUAGGGGAGUAGUGACACAUUAAUUGGGAAUACUACUGAAGUAGCUAAAAAAUUACCAAUUAAGUAAGCAUAAUGCAAACUAACGAGAACAGCAGAUUCUGCAUGAUCUACCUGGUGUGGUAACGUAAGCCAGGCUGGGGUCCUCUCAAGAGACUAUUGAAACCAAUCCCGGAUGAAACAGUUUUACACAGAGAAGGUUCAGAUUUUCCUCUCAGAACAAACAUGCAGUUCCAGCUUUAACAUCAUCAAUAUAAUAAUCAAU
Messenger RNA from Harpia harpyja (harpy eagle), 4028 nucleotides. It is a transcript of the gene VIT, whose product is annotated as vitrin. Gene Ontology annotation, biological process: extracellular matrix organization; positive regulation of cell-substrate adhesion. Bases 327 to 2588 code for a protein of 753 amino acids. The transcript is spliced from 19 exons. NCBI's taxonomy places the organism in Eukaryota, Metazoa, Chordata, Aves, Accipitriformes, Accipitridae. The record is from RefSeq and is a predicted model, not a curated record. Gene Ontology annotation, cellular component: interstitial matrix.